This is a messenger RNA of Condylura cristata (star-nosed mole), 1328 nucleotides long. RefSeq names its product O-sialoglycoprotein endopeptidase (gene OSGEP). The coding region runs from base 164 to 1171 and encodes 335 amino acids. The record is from RefSeq and is a predicted model, not a curated record. The transcript has 11 exons. NCBI's taxonomy places the organism in Eukaryota, Metazoa, Chordata, Mammalia, Eulipotyphla, Talpidae. Gene Ontology annotation, cellular component: cytoplasm; EKC/KEOPS complex. Gene Ontology annotation, biological process: tRNA threonylcarbamoyladenosine modification.
UCGCGGGCGUUUUAUGGCGUCCGGUGCGUGCGGCUAGGUACCUGGUUCAGCCGCUCCGCUGCCCUUUGCGCGCCCGGGAGUCUGUGGCCGGACCCCACUGUUGCGCGCUGCACAGUGCCGUUGGUAGCUGGGAGGUCUGCUGGCUUUUUCUCCCGGCUCGGCCAUGCCAGCCGUGCUGGGGUUUGAAGGUAGCGCCAACAAGAUUGGCGUGGGAGUGGUGCGGGACGGCGCGGUGCUGGCCAACCCGCGGCGGACCUAUGUCACGCCACCGGGCACCGGAUUCCUUCCAGGUGAUACUGCCAGGCACCACCGAGCUGUUAUCCUGGACCUUCUGGAGGAGGCAUUAAAAGAGGCUGGAUUAACCUCCCAGGAUAUUGAUUGCAUUGCCUAUACAAAAGGGCCUGGCAUGGGUGCUCCACUGGCAUCUGUGGCUGUUGUGGCUCGUACCGUAGCCCAGCUGUGGAAUAAGCCAUUGUUGGGUGUGAACCAUUGUAUAGGCCACAUUGAGAUGGGCCGUCUCAUCACUGGAGCCACCAACCCAACCGUGCUGUAUGUCAGCGGAGGCAAUACCCAGGUGAUUGCAUACUCAGAACAUCGCUACCGCAUCUUUGGGGAAACCAUCGAUAUUGCUGUGGGUAAUUGUCUGGAUCGUUUUGCUCGAGUGUUGAAGAUUUCCAAUGACCCCAGUCCAGGCUACAAUAUCGAACAGAUGGCAAAGCGAGGCAAGAAGUUAGUUGAACUGCCAUACACUGUGAAGGGGAUGGACGUCUCAUUCUCGGGGAUCCUGUCUUUUAUUGAGGAUGUAGCCCAGCGGAUGCUGGCCACAGGCGAGUGUACCCCUGAGGAUCUGUGUUUCUCCCUGCAGGAAACCGUGUUUGCAAUGUUGGUAGAGAUCACAGAGAGAGCCAUGGCACAUUGCGGCUCCCAGGAGGCCCUCAUUGUGGGAGGUGUCGGCUGUAAUAUCAGGCUACAGGAAAUGAUGGAGACAAUGUGCCAAGAACGUGGAGCCCAGCUUUUUGCCACAGAUGAGAGAUUUUGCAUUGACAAUGGAGCCAUGAUAGCCCAGGCUGGUUGGGAGAUGUUUCGGGCGGGACACAGGACCCCCCUCAAUGAGUCUGGCAUUACACAGCGGUAUCGGACAGAUGAAGUAGAAGUGACCUGGAGGGAUUAAUGAGGUCAAUAGGACUGGCGUAGAGAAUGCCCUGAGCAGAGCCCAAGGCCCUCUGGGUAUUAAUCGCUGUCCUGAUGUGGGAGUCCUGGCGGGCCUGUUGGCUCUCCCAUUGUUAAACCUGUUGUUGAUGAUUAACAAUAAAAUAUUUUUGGUUUUG